Messenger RNA from Arabidopsis arenosa, 807 nucleotides. NCBI's taxonomy places the organism in Eukaryota, Viridiplantae, Streptophyta, Magnoliopsida, Brassicales, Brassicaceae. The record is from the annotation of a GenBank genome assembly.
UUCCAACAUCAGAAUCCAAACAGACAAAAUACAAAGAACAACAAACAACAAACACUCUUGAGCAAAAACUUACUUUUGUGUGUCUUUGUGUUCAUGGCUGGUCUUAGGAAUUCCAGUAACAGCGACAAAGCGCAAAACGAUGGGAAAGGUGUACCAUCUGCCUACAGAGGAGUCCGGAAGAGAAAAUGGGGGAAAUGGGUGUCUGAAAUCCGUGAACCGGGGACAAAGAACCGUAUCUGGCUAGGCAGUUUCGAGACUCCUGAAAUGGCUGCAACCGCCUAUGACGUGGCAGCAUUCCAUUUCAGGGGGCGAGAAGCUCGUCUCAACUUCCCUGAGCUCGCCAGCAGCCUUCCACGUCCUGCAGACUCUAGCUCAGACAGCAUUCGCAUGGCAGCUCAGGAGGCAACACUCUGCCGCACAACCGAAGGAUCAGAGUCAGCCAUGCAAGUGGACAGCUCAAGCUCCUCCACUGUAGUUCCAACAAUGGUCAGACUCUCGCCCACGGAAAUUCAAGCGAUCAACGAGUCAACUUUGGGAUCUCCAACUACAUUGAUGCAUUCAACAUACGACUCUAUGGCGUUUGCUAAUGAUAUGGAGAUGAAUGCUUGGGAAACAUACCAGAGUGACUUUCUUUGGGACCCUUAACUCCAAAACCGAACUCAUGGAGAGUUUCUACAGCUCAAUCUUACAAUACCAGCAUAAGUUACUGGCCUAGAAUGCUUAAUUUAUUUAAGUUUAGUUUUCAGAGUCUAGCACAAGGGUUGUUGAUUCUGACGUUAUAGCAAAGAAUAAAGUUCAUCUGAGUUU